GCCUAACAUGUUGUGUGCCUGCUCUGUUCCCUCCCUGUAAUGUCCUGCAGGUAACUGAAUGCCUGCAGAGUGGAUCUUGGCUCGGUUGGCAUGCUUGGAUGCACAGCAGUUCUUCCCAUAGCUUCUUUUCGUCUGCCCCAUUGCAAGAAGAUGGCAAAAGCCAACAUUACCAGAGACAUCAUCCACAGACAGAUCAAGGAGAGAGGUGCACUGGGCUUUGAGCGACACUACCAUGUCACCGAUCCCUUCAUUCGCCGCCUGGGCCUGGAGGCAGAGCUGCAGGGUCACUCUGGGUGUGUCAACUGUCUAGAAUGGAAUGAAAAAGGAGACUUGUUGGCCUCUGGCUCUGAUGACCAGCAUACCAUUGUCUGGGAUCCUCUGCACCACAAGAAACUCCUUUCUAUGCACACAGGACAUACUGCAAACAUCUUUUCUGUCAAGUUCUUGCCGCAUUCUGGGGAUCGGAUCCUCAUCACAGGAGCUGCAGAUUCCAAGGUGCACGUGCAUGACUUGACUGUCAAAGAGACCAUCCACAUGUUUGGAGAUCAUACCAACAGAGUGAAGCGGAUUGCCACGGCUCCCAUGUGGCCCAACACCUUCUGGAGUGCAGCAGAAGACGGGUUGAUCAGACAGUAUGAUCUGCGAGAGAACAGCAAACGUUCUGAAGUCCUGAUAGACCUGACUGAGUACUGUGGGCAGCUGGUGGAGGCCAAAUGCCUGACAGUGAAUCCUCAGGAUAACAACUACCUGGCAGUGGGGGCCAGUGGGCCCUUCGUGCGGCUCUACGACAUCCGCAUGAUCCACAACCACAGAAAAAGCAUGAAGCAGAGUCCUUCAGCUGGAGUACACACGUUCUGUGACCGACAGAAACCCCUCCCGGAUGGUGCAGCACAGUACUACGUGGCAGGGCACCUUCCAGUGAAGCUUCCUGACUACAACAACCGGCUGAGGGUUCUGGUGGCCACAUAUGUCACCUUCAGUCCUGAUGGCACUGAGCUCUUGGUCAACAUGGGAGGGGAACAGGUCUAUCUGUUUGAUCUGACAUACAAACAGCGACCAUACACUUUUCUCCUCCCAAAGAAGUGCCACACUUCAGGAGAAGUGCAGAAUGGAAAAACCUCUACCAAUGGAGUGUCGAAUGGCAUCCCCCUCCACAGCAACGGCUUCCGCCUGUCCGAGGGCAGAGCACACGUGAGUCCCCAAGUGGAUUUACCUCCAUACCUGGAGCGGAUCAAGCAGCAAGCCAACGAGGCCUUUGCCUGCCAGCUCUGGACUCAGGCCAUCCAGCUCUACAGCAAAGCAGUGCAGAAAGCCCCCAACAAUGCCAUGCUGUAUGGGAACAGAGCUGCUGCCUACAUGAAGCGCAAGUGGGAUGGGGACCAUUACGAUGCUCUAAGAGACUGUUUGAAGGCCAUAUCCUUAAAUCCGUGUCACCUGAAGGCACAUUUCCGCCUGGCUCGCUGUCUCUUUGAACUCAAGUACGUGGCAGAAGCACUGGAGUGUCUGGAUGACUUUAAAGGGAAGUUUCCAGAACAAGCACACAGCAGUGCCUGCGAUGCGCUGGACAGGGAUAUCAAUGCAGCUCUCUUCUCCAAGAGUGACAACGGUGAGUCUGAAGACAAGAAGGGGGGUGGCCCCAUCCGGCUGCGAGCCACAGGCCGCAAGGAUUCCAUCUCUGAGGACGAGAUGGUGCUGAGGGAGCGCAGCUACGACUACAAAUUCCGAUACUGUGGCCACUGUAACACCACUACAGACAUCAAAGAGGCCAAUUUCUUUGGCAGCAAUGCACAGUACAUAGUGAGUGGGUCGGACGACGGCUCCUUCUUCAUCUGGGAGAAGGAAACCACCAACCUUGUCAGAGUAUUGCAGGGAGAUGAGUCCAUUGUGAACUGUCUCCAGCCUCAUCCCAGCUACUGCUUCCUGGCUACCAGUGGCAUUGACCCUGUUGUACGACUGUGGAACCCCAGGCCAGAGAGUGAGACCCUCAACGGCCGCGUGGUGGUGGACAUGGAAGGUGCUUCCCAAGCCAACCAGAGACGAAUGAACGCAGACCCACUGGAGGUGAUGUUGCUGAACAUGGGGUACCGGAUCACAGGACUGACCAGUGGUGGGGCUGGAGGCUCAGAUGAUGAAGACAGCUCAGAGGGGCAAGUCCAGUGCCGGCCCAGCUAAAACAGAACUGCCUCUCCUUCCUCUAAUUGUUUGGCUGAAAGGGAACCUAGUUUCCUUGGUCCUGAACUUCCUCUGAUGAAUGACUGCACUGUUUCGCACUAUGCACAGAGUAGGACAAGCUGGCAGGGGCAGGAGCGGCCGUGUCUGUAAACCAUCACCUCCUCCUCCUCCUCCACAGCAUGGCAGUGCAGUCCAGGGUUUGCCUUUAGUGGAAUUUAGUCCCAACAGGGGUCUUUGAGUUGUCUGUGAGCAGUGUAACUGGUGAUUAUUUUUCCAGAGCUGCUGUGUGAUCUGGUACAGGGGGGGACAUUGCCUGCAUUGCAGAGGGGAUGCUAAAUUCCUGAAUAAAAUACAAACCUAGGGCAGGGGUUAUGGAAUGAA
Molecule: messenger RNA, 2553 nt
Organism: Acanthisitta chloris (rifleman)
Lineage: Eukaryota; Metazoa; Chordata; Aves; Passeriformes; Acanthisittidae
Gene: WDTC1
Product: WD and tetratricopeptide repeats 1
Exons: 15
Coding region: 91-2172 (693 amino acids)
Biological process (GO): negative regulation of fatty acid biosynthetic process
Cellular component (GO): Cul4-RING E3 ubiquitin ligase complex; cytoplasm
Molecular function (GO): protein binding
Source: RefSeq, a predicted model, not a curated record